This is a messenger RNA of Cuscuta europaea, 1810 nucleotides long. Lineage: Eukaryota; Viridiplantae; Streptophyta; Magnoliopsida; Solanales; Convolvulaceae. The record is from the annotation of a GenBank genome assembly.
CGAGGGCGCCAAUACCGGAAUUUUGCAAGAGAGUAACUGUACUGAAAUGAGUUCGUUAACGCAAUAACGCCUGUUUAUGCAAUUUGUCACCAUCUCGCUCGCUCGCUCUCAUUUCUCGCUGCGAACACGGUUAAAUAAAUGGUGGUGGUUUACGGCCGUAGCCGGUGGAUUUCCGGAGGUUCUGCGACGCCGAUUUUUUAUGAUUUUGGGGUGUCAAGCGAUUGCGUGAAGAUCCAUUAGAGUUUUUUGAUUGAAUCCGAACAGAAAGGAUGGCAUGCAGGCGAAGACACGGCGGUAUCACGAGGUCGGCCACAUUCAAUGACGAUAUUUUCCGGCCUUCUCAGGAAGAGGAGGAGGGCGACUCGAUUUCCUCUUCUGCGUCUCAGUCUUUGGCCGCUCAGGCAAUUAGAGCCUCUGCUGCUCACCGCGAGUCCUCCGCCCACGCGCAGUCUUCCUUCCGAGAUCGAUCUAAGGGAGGUCCUACCUAUGAUUAUACGUCGAUGUCGAGUACAAAUGAAGGCGGCGGUUUUUGGGGUGUUCUAGCGAGGAAGGCUAAAGCAAUUCUCGAGGAUGAUACCAUGUCCCAUCAAUUUGAGCCUAGGAAUAUGAGUUCUCCUAGAGCCAGCAAGACUUCCCAGUACCAUCAGUCGUUUCAAAACUCUGAUGGUUCUAGGAAAACAGAGAGUCCUGCAUUUCAAAAGGGAGUUGAUGCACUCACAUCGUCACUCAAUCAAAUUGGUGGUAAAAUGGGAACUGCAUUUGAGGAAAGACGAACUACGGUUGAUAAUAAAACUGUAGUCAACAAUCAAGAAAUGGGAAAACUGCAGAUCAGGAGAAAGGUUCCCAACAAUCUCAGUGAAGAAGAUAAUCAGGUGUCUGGUGGUGUAUGUAGCCCGUGGCAGCAAAUUCCACCACAACCAACUCAGCUGCAGAUGCACACUACUAGUCCCGAAGAUCAACUCAAGGCAUCUCGCGACGUGGCGAUGGCAACAGCUGCUAAAGCUAAACUUCUUUUGAGAGAACUAAAAACGGUUAAAGCAGAUCUGACAUUCGCAAAACAGCGAUGCUCGCAGCUGGAAGAAGAAAACAAGAUGCUUCGGGAUGCUCGUGAAAAGGGAGGCAACCUUGCUGAUGAUGACAUGAUAAGGCAUCAACUUGAAACCUUACUAGCAGAGAAGUCCAGAUUAGCAAAUGAGAAUGCUGUGUAUGCCCGGGAGAAUCGGUUCUUGAGAGAAAUUGUAGAAUAUCACCAACUGACUAUGCAGGACGUGGUGUAUUUGGAUGAUGAGGGAGCCAUUGAUGAAGUCACAGAAGUUUACACGCCCACUACUCUUGGUGGAGUCAGGGGGGUGUUCUCGUCUUCUCCAACAUCCCCUGCAUCCCCUCGCUCACUCCCUGAUACAAUUAGCUCCUCCCCUGUCACCAACUUUCCCAUGAUGAAGAGAAGCUCUUCCGUCAACAAGUUCCCUCUUCCUCUUUCACCCCAACUAACGCCUGAUGUUCCAAAGCUUGAUCCCCCGCCAUGUUUCAGAGCUGAAGGUUCUAAGAGACAAUAACAAACCAACACAUCUAUUUAUUUCGUUCAAUUAAUUUCCAUAAACAACACUCAUUAUAUACUUCUCUUCAGGAUGGUAUUUCUCCUUAUGGAGGUUUUUAUAUACUACUAUUAUUAAAGCAAAAUCAUUGACAAAGUAGGAGCUGAACAAGAGUUUUUGUGAUACAUAUUCAUUACGUUAUCCUGUAUUUGAUUUCUCAUCCAUCAUCAUGCUAGCUUAAAGAUCAGGUGGGUGAUGAGGUGCCUAAAUCUAAC